Molecule: messenger RNA, 879 nt
Organism: Phytophthora nicotianae INRA-310
Lineage: Eukaryota; Oomycota; Peronosporomycetes; Peronosporales; Peronosporaceae
Exons: 2
Coding region: 1-879 (292 amino acids)
Source: RefSeq, a predicted model, not a curated record
AUGAAAUGCAAAGUCACAGAGGCUUUGGACCUACAAUACAUAACCAAGAAGAACCUAAGCAGCUUGGUAGGCGUGCUACGGCAUGUGACGACAUUCAUCCCCAUCGCAAAACCGUUCAUGCAAAGGCUCAUUCGUGCCCAACACGCCAUGGAGCGUUUUGGCAACCCAGGAACACCGAUGAAUGACAUGCUUCAUGGAGAUCUUGAAUGGUGGAAACAACUCGUAUUCGAAAAUGAGUUUGCGGGGGUACCAAUGUCCAUGUUUGACUCGACGCCACCAGAAUCCGACGGCUGGGUCGUCAUUCAUAACGAAUCGAGUUUCAUCGUCGAGGGCCUGACACCCCGACGAACAUUCAGAACCACAAGGUUUCAGUCGGACAACGGAGCAACAUUGGCACAGUGCCUACUCAGUGUAGUAACUUCGUGGAUUCCGCUGAAUCCCAGUCACACCCGGUGGCAACACGUUCGAGUACCCAGUCGGUCAACGCCAGCUCCGGGAGCUGGCGCUAGCCGAAGCCUGCAGAAGGCUGACGCUAUCAGUUACCAGAGUCCUCGGGCCGAGAUCCGAAACUCGUCCAUGCGAUGUACACAUCCCGACUUACCAAUAUGUUCGUAUGCCUAUGCAGACAGACUCGGUCGGAUUACCGCAGCUACAGAACAGCUUAAGAGAGCAGCCAUCAACAAAUCCUCUCUUCGAACGUACACAAAGAAGUUCAACCACUGGGUUAACUUCUGCGAAGCGUUCGGACUCCCCAUUUGGAUCGACGAACUACCCCAUGAGCGGCAGGCACGAAUCGUCGGUCUGUUUGCUGGACGCUGCGCUCUCGAGGGCCACAACAAAUCAGAAACGAGGGAACAAAUACUAGACAUUCGACAGUAA